Messenger RNA from Opisthocomus hoazin, 1803 nucleotides. Lineage: Eukaryota; Metazoa; Chordata; Aves; Opisthocomiformes; Opisthocomidae. The record is from RefSeq and is a predicted model, not a curated record.
GUUGCUCUGGGAGGGCAGGAGUCUGCAGAGGAAACAGAAAGUUCAGAGGGGCACAAAAGAAGAAGGAACAGAAUUAGAAAAAGCAGAGGACCUCCCUCCUUCUCAUUCUGCAGCUCCUGCAAGAGCCAGCAGCCCAGAAGCAUUAUCUAAGCUGCCACAGUAGAUCUUGACCUUUUUAACAGAGUAUCUCUUAUCAUCAUCAUCAUGGCCGAGAUUACAGCAGAAGGACGUGUGUCUACAACCACGACGAUAAUAGAUGGUAAGAACGGAUCCGUUCCCUCACCAUCCAUGAAAGUUGGCAAGAAAUCAGUUACAGAAGACCUUGUGACAACGUUCAGCUCACCAGCAGCAUGGCUUCUUGUUGUUGCUCUGAUUGUUACCUGGUCAGCAGUAGCUAUUGUAAUGUUUGACUUGGUGGAUUACAAAGCCUUUGCAGCCACCUGUUCACAACAUUGCGAUGAUCCCUGUUUACCACCCGGAAGAUCUGUUAACAAGCUCAGCACAGAACCUCUGAGAAUCAUUCAUGAGACACUGGAAGAAUCCACUGAUUGGCUUUAUGGCUUUAUUUCUUUACUGUCUGACAUCGUAUGGAGUGAUGAUGAUGACAGUGAUGAAGGUGAAGUGGAACCUUCCCUGACAAAAGAAAUUCAUAAACAGAAACUGGAGAGACAGGAAAAAAGAACAGCACCAAAGGUAACUCACAGGGAUAAACCUGAAAAACAAGAAAAAAUUGAGAGGAAGGAACCCCUCAAGGUGACCCAUAAAGACAAACUGGAAAGACAAGAAAAACCUGAAAAAAAGGAAAGGCAUGCAGCUAUUCACAAAGCGAAACCUGAAAAGCCAGAAAAACAUGAAAAGAAAGAACCUUCUAAAGUAAUUCAGAAAGACAAACCUGAAAGACAUGAAAAAGCUGAAAAGAAACCUCCCCCCAAAGAGGAGAAGAAAGUAAAAAGCACUAAAGUGGAAGCAAAAGUUAAAAAGGAAGUGAAGGAUGGAAAAGGAGAAGAAAAGACGGCUGAGAAGGUCAAGCAGGCAGAGACUAAAACAACAGAAGUUGGGCUAAUAAGGGCCAAGCCAAAAGUUAAGGAGGAGAAAGCUCUUCAGACUGUAACUAAAUCGGAAAAGAAAGAUCAAUAUGCAUUCUGUCGCUAUGUGAUUGACAUGUUUGCGCAAGGGGAAUUUUAUCCAGGACAUAAGGAAAUGGUACCACCUCGUCUUCUUCUAGAACAUAGUCCAAGAAAGAAACCAACAGCUAUUGAAGAGAGAAAAGAGGAAAAGAAAAAGAGUGAUGUAAAGAGGGCUGCAACUGAAACUAAGAAGAAAGAAAAAGAAGGGAAAAAAGAGAAAGCUCAUGAGAAGACAGCUGUCCCUGAAAUUAAAAAAGCAGCUUUGCAAUCCCUGAAUCAGAGGCGUGUGCGGGGCACGCAGCCUCCUCACCACCCCCGUGCCCAUCCCCGUGUCCACAAGCAUCUCCUUCUGCCAGGAGCUGCCACCGCUGCUCCUCACUCUCACCUACCUUGUCCCAGAAGACUCACCCCUGACAGGAGGCCCGCUAACCAAGCUUUCCCCACAGAGGAGCAGUGGUGUGCACAAGCUGUCAGGACCUCCAUGAACCAUUUCCUAGUUGUACAGGUGAAACUAGUUGAAAAAGUACAUAAGGCCCCAAAUAAAAAAGAAGUUGCUGCAUCCAAAGAACUCAAAAAGGCAGCAAAAGCUCCUGCAGCCAAACCAGCCACCAAAAAGGCAGCAGCACCAGGUAAAGGAGUAAAACGCUCACACUCGAUGUAUUUCUUGUAUUCUUGA